Molecule: messenger RNA, 892 nt
Organism: Porites lobata
Lineage: Eukaryota; Metazoa; Cnidaria; Anthozoa; Scleractinia; Poritidae
Source: the annotation of a GenBank genome assembly
AUGGCGACGACCACAGAAGGGGUGAGAGGAGUGAUCGCGAGCGGGAUCGCGAUUGCUUUCGCCCUUCUCGCGAUCGCUCUUCUCAUCGCCAUUACGAUUAUAGUGAACGCGAGUCUGGUUCAGAGAGCGAACAUUGGACACAGGUGUCCCAUCGCAAGCGUAAGAGUAAGUCAUAUUAAUUUAUUUUAAUUAACUACCUUCGCAUAUACCCCACUUAGAAUUCUCACCAUCAAUGUUCGUGGAUUUGGCACUACUUGUAAGCGCGAUCUCCUUCGUCAUGAGUUGAAUGAAAAUUUAGACUAUGAUUUUUUCCUCCUACAAAAGACAUAUUUCUUGUAAAACCCAAGCUGAUUUAAUUGAGAAAUGUUUUAAAGGUCAAUGUUUUUGGUCAUUCGGGAUCGGCAAAUCUGCCGGCGUAGCUUUUUUUGUUUCUCCUAAACUCUCAGGUAAGAUUAUUCGUUAUGUCCACGACACUGAUGGUAGAAUUCUAAGCCUUCUUGUUGAUUUUAAUUCCUUUAAAUUUAAUAUUGUUUGUCUAUACGCUCCAAACACCGUGACCUACCGUAAAUUAUUUUUUAAUCGUCUUCAUACUUUCUUUCUGUCGCCUGGCGAUUUAAUCUUAGGCGGCGAUUUCAAUUGUAUUGAUUCUGAACUCGAUCUCCUACAUAUUAAGUCGGACUUUAGUGCAGAUAAGCGCUGCUUGUCGGCCCUAAGUCCGAUUUCUGUCUUGUUGAUAUUUUUCGUAAGAGGAAUCCCAAAGCGAUCUCUUUUACCUGGUCUAAUAAAGAUUUUUCCCAAGCUUCUCGCCUCGAUCGCUUUUUUAUUUCUUCCCCUCUCCUUCAGUCAGUUCGCGGGAACAAAUGUUUUCCUUCCCCUCUCUCCGAUCACGACU